AUGGCAGAGUACUUGGUAACUGGAGGGACAAGCUUUAUAGCAUCCCACGUUGUAAAGGCACUUCUCGACUUGGUCCACUUCGUAAGAACAACUGUUAGAGACUCCUCAGAUGAAGAGAAGGUUAAGUUUCUGUGGGAGUUGAAAGGGGCAAAAGAAAGGUUGAAGAUAUUCGAAGCUGAUCUAACAGUGGAGGGAAGCUUUGACGAGGCUGUCAAAGGUGUUGAUGGAGUCUUCCACAUUGCCUCUCGUGUAUCUGUUUGUCUGGAUGACAAUGAUCUGGAAAAGUUGGUGGAUCGUGACACAAGUGGAACAAGGAAUUUGAUGAACUCUUGUGAAAAAUCAAGAAACACUGUGAAAAGAAUUGUUCUCACAUCUUCUUCUACUGCAGUCAGGUACCGCUAUGAUGCCACAGAAGCCUCUCCACUUAACGAAUCACAUUAUAGCGAUCCUGACUACUGCAGAAACUUCAAACUGUGGUAUGGUUAUGCAAAGACUUUAGGGGAGAAAGAAGCUUGGAGGAUUGCAGCUGAAAAGAAUCUAAACCUAGUGGUUGUAGUCCCUUCCUUUUGUAUUGGUCCAAUACUUAGUCCAAAACCUACAAGCACCCCUUCAAUUCUUCUCUCCAUAAUCAAAGGUGUUCAUGGAGAAUACACAAAUUUGAGAGGAGGGUUUGUUCACAUAGAAGAUGUAGUUACUGCACAAAUCUUAGCAAUGGAAGAGCCUAAAGCCUCAGGAAGAAUCAUAUGUUCAAGUUCAGUGGCUCACUGGUCAGAGAUUAUUGACAUGCUAAGACCCAAAUACCCGCAAUACCCAUUUGAGACCAAGUGCGGUAGUGACAAAGGGAAAGAUAUGCCUCAUAGCUUGGAGACAACAAAGAUACGUGAACUUGGCUUUGGGUCCUUCAAGUCAUUUUCUGAGAUGUUUGAUGACUGCAUCAAGUGUUUCCAAGACAAGGGUCUACUCUGA
This is a messenger RNA of Eruca vesicaria subsp. sativa (arugula), 966 nucleotides long. Lineage: Eukaryota; Viridiplantae; Streptophyta; Magnoliopsida; Brassicales; Brassicaceae. The record is from the annotation of a GenBank genome assembly.